AUGAAAGCGUCGAGUAAUAUCGAUCAAUGUCCAUCUUCAUUUCAUGUGACAUGUCUAGGUGUGGAGAAAGUUCCUGAUGGUGACUGGUUUUGCCCAUCAUGUCGAUGUGCAAUUUGUGGCAAAAGUAAGAUAGAAGAAAAGGAGGGAGAUUUCCUUGUUUGCAUUCAGUGUGAACAUAAAUAUCACUUUAAGUGCCUCAGAACUAAAUAUGCAACUAACUCGAGAAACUGGUUCUGCGGAAGGGACUGUGAAAAGAUAUAUUUUGGUCUCCAUAAGCUACUAGGAGAGCCAGUUUCAGUGGGCACUAACAAUCUAACUUGGACAUUGGUGAAAUAUAUAAACUCCGAGAGUAGUGAUCCAUGUACUACUAAAGGUUACUUAUUGCCAGAAAGUUACAGCAAACUCAAUGUUGCACUCAGAGUGAUGCAUGAAUGUUUUGAGCCCCUAAAGGAACCUUCGUCUACCAGAGAUCUCAUGGAAGAUGUUUUAUUCAGUCAAUGGUCAACACUUAAUCGAUUGAAUUUCUAUGGUUUCUAUACCGUACUUCUGGAGAGAAAUGAAGAACUGAUAAGUGCAGCAACUGUUAGGGUUUAUGGAAAGAAGGUAGCAGAAUUGCCUCUUAUUGGUACCAGAUUACAGUAUCGUCGACAUGGAAUGUGCCGCAUUUUGAUGAAUGAGCUUGAAAAGAGGCUCAUGCAGUUGGGAGUGGAGAGGCUGGUUUUGCCUGCUGUUCCUAGUGUUGUAGACACAUGGACUGGUUCUUUUGGCUUUGUAAAGAUGACAGAGUUCGAGAGGUCGCAAUUCUUGGACAAUACUUUUUUAGAUUUUCAGGGUACCAUCAUGUGCCAGAAGCUGCUGAAGAUUCCAUCUCCAGAAUCGGUUUUGUUAAUAGAGUCCCAACAAAGGACACAGCAUGUUUUGCCUGGAAACAAGUUAAAUUUUGACGGUGAUCUGAUAUCUGAAGUAUUACACCAAGCAGAAGAAACUGACAAACGAGAGAGAGAGAAUUCACAAAUCCACAAUAAUUGUGCUGGAAACAAUGAUCAUUGCAGUAAUGGUGCCAUUGACAUUGAGCAAGUCACACCGGUGAAUAAACCAAGUCUUGAGGAUCAACAGUGGCAGAAUGAUCCACAGAGCUCUAUUGUAACACAAGCUGACAGUAAUAAUGGCUCACCAUAUAAGUGCUACUACAAAAGAAGGAAAUACACAAAGUUUUAGAAUUUAACGAGGUGGUUGGGAGUAUUUUCGUUUCAAAGUUAGGGGUACAAAAAUGUAAAUUUAGGUAACUAUGUGCAUGCAUAAACAUGAGCCUCAUAGGUGCAAAAAAAUGCCACUUUUGAAUGGGUCUGGAAAUGUGAAAGUUUGACCAUGUUUCUCUCUAAGGAUGAAUAUAAUUAUUGGGAGUAAAGAAUGUAAAGAUUGAUAGGAGAGUCUUGUAAUCAAUGCUUUGAUCAAAUGAUGCAAUACUCAGUUUUUGUUUAUUAC
This is a messenger RNA of Arachis ipaensis, 1485 nucleotides long. NCBI's taxonomy places the organism in Eukaryota, Viridiplantae, Streptophyta, Magnoliopsida, Fabales, Fabaceae. The record is from RefSeq and is a predicted model, not a curated record.